Messenger RNA from Mesoplodon densirostris (Blainville's beaked whale), 633 nucleotides. It is a transcript of the gene AMTN, whose product is annotated as amelotin. Bases 1 to 633 code for a protein of 210 amino acids. The transcript is spliced from 8 exons. NCBI's taxonomy places the organism in Eukaryota, Metazoa, Chordata, Mammalia, Artiodactyla, Ziphiidae. Gene Ontology annotation, cellular component: cell-cell junction; basement membrane. The record is from RefSeq and is a predicted model, not a curated record. Gene Ontology annotation, biological process: positive regulation of enamel mineralization; odontogenesis of dentin-containing tooth.
AUGAAGACUACGAUUCUACUGUUUUGUCUUCUAGGAUCAACUCUGUCAUUACCAAUGCAGCUCAACCCUGCUUUGGUACUUCCUUCAACAAAGCUGGUUCCAGAUCAGGCGACACUGCUAAACCAACAACAGCCAAAUCAGGUCUUCCCUUCUUUAAGUCUAAUUCCAUUGACACAGAUGCUCACACUGGGGUCAGACCUGCAACUGCUAAAUCCUGCUGCAGGGAUGGCACCUGGUACCCAGACCCUCCCACUGACCCUGGGGGGAUUGAAGGUACAGCAGCAGCUGCAACCACAAGUGUUACCAGUUAUUGUAGCACACCUUGGAGCCCAGGGUGCUAUCCUAAGCUCAGAGGAAUUGCCAGCGACCCCCCAAAUCUUAACAGGAUUUAUCUUCCAUCCCUUGUUUCCCCGAGUCAUCCUGCCCACCAGUCAGGCUACUCCAGAUGUCCAGAAUGGAAUCCUUCCUGCAGGACAAGCAGGAGCAAAUCCUGCCAUCCAGGGAACCCCAGAGGGCCCCUUCCCAACUACCACUGGCACAGAUGACGACUUUGCAGAGACCAUCCCUGCAGGCAUCCAAAGGGGCACACACACCACUGAGGAAACCACCACAGGGUCACCAAAAGGAAUUUAG